Messenger RNA from Musa acuminata subsp. malaccensis (wild Malaysian banana), 1265 nucleotides. Its product is annotated as GEM-like protein 1. NCBI's taxonomy places the organism in Eukaryota, Viridiplantae, Streptophyta, Magnoliopsida, Zingiberales, Musaceae. The record is from RefSeq and is a predicted model, not a curated record.
UCCCGGACGUUUCGGCGCUGCUACCUUCCUUGAAACAAACGCAUCCGAUCUAUAGCGAAGAUUUAAACGUCGGCCCUCCGAUCUCGGGAGAGGCGGAAGAAUUGCGAUCCUUGAGGGAUGGAUCCGGCCGUCGAACAUGCCGGCAAGGCGGUGUCCGACGGCGAACGCUCCCCCGAAGCUGCCCCGCACACCAAUCUCCGAGCCGAGGACCCCGCUCCCCCUCCGCCGCCGCGGCCGCCUCUACCGAACCCCGACGUCCACCAGCCCCAUCAGCAACCCACCGAGUCCCAGACGCCUCAUCUGGCCAGGGAGUCGCCUCCCGCGGCUUCCGCAACGCCGCCGGUGUCGAACACUUAUGCGGUUCCCCCUCCCGCUGCGAACUCGUCUUCCUCCCGAAGUACGAUGGAGACAGUGAAGAACGUGCUUAAGAUAUGGGGGAGCAAGGUCGGUGAGACAGCGAAGAAAGCUGAGGACUUGACUAGAAACGCAUGGCAGCACCUGAACACUGGACCUAGUUUUGUUGAAGCUACCAUGGGAAGAAUUGCUCAAGGAACCAAAGUGAUUGCAGAAGGUGGUUAUGAUAAGAUAUUUCAACAAACUUUUGACACACUUUCUGAAGAGCAACUUAGGAAAUACCAUGCAUGCUAUCUAUCAACAUCUGCUGGUCCUGUUAUGGGAGUUCUCUAUCUUUCCACCACAAAACUUGCAUUCUGCAGUGACAAUCCUCUUCCCUAUAAAAUUGGAGAUCAAAUUGAAUGGAGUUAUUAUAAGGUAGUUGUUCCUUUGAAUCAGCUCAGAGCAGUUAACCCUUCAGUAAACAGAAUGAAGUCUGCAGAAAAAUAUAUUCAAGUUGUUUCCACAGACAACCAUGAAUUUUGGUUUAUGGGAUUCUUAAACUACGAUAGUGCUGUAAAGAUUCUACAGGAAGCUUUGCGUGAUGUAGAGGUGGCACGACCAUAACAAUAAUGGCUAUGAUGUCCAGGUUUCAAUCAAAUGCUCUAGCAAGGGAACACCAGGAAUCCCCGUGGGAUUCUGUUGUGACCAUUGGUGUAUCCACGAUCUGGAUCAGCAUAUUUUCCUCCAUCUCUUGGAUCUCUUGAGACAAUUGAUUAAAGUUCAUAUAGCUUAAAACGAUUAAGUAGUUUUUCAAAUUCCUUCUAAAUUCUCGUCUACUACUGUCCAACAUGUCAAAAGGCUUCUAAAAUAGAUUGAAAUUUUCAUGUAAUCCCGAUGUUUGAUUAUUAUUGAGGACGGGUUUUGAUACA